Messenger RNA from Leptonychotes weddellii (Weddell seal), 1119 nucleotides. Its product is annotated as olfactory receptor 6K3-like. The record is from RefSeq and is a predicted model, not a curated record. Gene Ontology annotation, biological process: G protein-coupled receptor signaling pathway. Gene Ontology annotation, cellular component: membrane. NCBI's taxonomy places the organism in Eukaryota, Metazoa, Chordata, Mammalia, Carnivora, Phocidae. Gene Ontology annotation, molecular function: G protein-coupled receptor activity; olfactory receptor activity.
AUGGUAAGAACUAACCAAACUUCUACGGUGACAGAGUUUCUCUUCUCUGGAUUCCCCCAGUUUGAAGAUGGUAGCCUCCUCCUCUUCAUUCCUUUGUUCAUCAUCUACACAUUCAUUGUUAUCGGGAAUCUCACUAUAUUUUUUGCAGUCAGGAUGGACACCCGUCUCCACAAUCCCAUGUACAAUUUCAUCAGUAUCUUCUCCUUCCUGGAGAUCUGGUACACCACAGCCACCAUUCCCAAGAUGCUGUCCAAUCUCAUCAGUGAGAAGAAGACUAUCUCCAUUACUGGCUGCCUCUUGCAGAUGUACUUCUUCCAUUCACUUGGAAAUUCGGAGGGGAUCUUGUUGACCACCAUGGCCAUUGACAGGUAUGUUGCUAUCUGCAACCCACUCCGCUACCCUACCAUUAUGACCCCCCAGCUGUGUGCUCAGCUCUCUGCAGGCUCUUGCAUCUUUGGCUUUCUUGUGUUGCUCCCAGAGAUUGCAUGGAUUUCCACACUGCCCUUCUGUGGGCCCAACCAAAUCCAUCAGAUAUUCUGUGACUUUGAGCCUGUGCUGCACUUGGCCUGUACAGACACAUCCGUGAUUCUGAUUGAGGAUGUGAUCCAUGCUGUGGCCAUCAUCUUUUCUGUCCUGAUUAUUGCUCUCUCUUAUAUCAGAAUCAUCACUGUGAUCUUGAGGAUCCCUUCUGUUGAAGGCCGCCAGAAGGCCUUUUCCACCUGUGCAUCUCAUCUUGGUGUCUUUCUGAUGUUCUAUGGCAGUGUGUCCCUCAUGUACCUGCGAUUUGCUGCCACUUUCCCACCAAUUUUGGACACAGUUAUUGCACUGAUGUUUGCUGUUCUUGCUCCCCUUUUCAACCCUAUCAUCUAUAGCUUGAGAAACAAGGAUAUGAAGAUUGCAAUUAAGAAGCUUCUCUGUCCUGGGUUGCCUGGGUGGCUCAGGAUGGAAUCCCAGAAGUGGAGGAGGAAAGCCUCAGGUAACAGUGAUGAAUUGUGUCCAGUGCCAGAGGACAGCAGAGUCUCCAUUAGCAUGGGCAGACAGGGCUUCGCGAAGCUUGGUGGGAAGAGCUUCAGUGCAGAAGUGGGGGAGAGAGUAAACACCAGUGUUGUAGGAACAUGA